AUGGUGCUGGAAAACGACAAAGCGAUAGACUGGUGGUGGUCUCUCCUGGCAAAGAUCUUCUCGUGGCUGUUGUUGGCGGGCUAUAUCGUAUUCCCGUCCACAUUCGCGUCACUGAGGCGGUCGCAAGUCCUCGAAAGCAUGGGCAGAGUCGGGCAGGCAGUCUCGGACUGGGCCAACGACUGUCUGAUCGCUCUUGCGUCUGUGCUUUCGGGCGUCGCAUCCAUCGGUCUGGCCUGGCUAUGGUUCAAGUGGCGUACGAACUACGUCUGGGUGUAUCAGCACAUUGCCGUGUACGAGGCCGUGUUUGAUCGACUUUUGUAA
This is a messenger RNA of Colletotrichum truncatum, 321 nucleotides long. RefSeq names its product PHO85 cyclin-1. Lineage: Eukaryota; Fungi; Ascomycota; Sordariomycetes; Glomerellales; Glomerellaceae. The record is from RefSeq and is a predicted model, not a curated record.